AUGGUUUCUCUCUUUCCUAAAGUGAAGUCCAUUGAGGAUUUGAAUUCUUCCGCUGCUUACUUGCUGACUUCAACCCUAGCUGACGGUAACCCUUUCGGCGGCCCUCUUGUGUCGUGUGCUAACGGAGAGAUUGGGAAGAUAAGUUUGAAGCAUCAAAGACAAAAAGAGCGUGAAUUUCACCUUCUAAACGGUAACACGGUAAAAGCUCCGUUCAUGACCAGCAAGAACCGUCAAUUUGUGAAAACCUACGAUGGUUUUAAAGUGUUACGCAUUCCUUACAAACGUGGCAUGCACAUUCAUCGACGUUUUUCCAUGUACUUGUACCUUCCAAGUGCCAAUAAUGGAGUUUUGGAUUUGUUGAGAAAAAUUACCUCGAAACCUAGAUUUUUACAGCAUUAUUCGCCGCGUGAAAAAGUUGAAGUUGGUGAUUUCCUCAUUCCAAAGUUCAUGGUCUCAUCAAGGUUUGAAGUUGUGAGGAUUACAACUGAUCGACGCACAGUUUUCCAUUCUUCCGAAAGGAUCAACAUUUUCCAGGAAUCUUACAUAGAUGUUAAGGAAGAAGGAUCCGAAGCUGAAUCGUUCAACGAUGUUAGUGAAGAAAAAACAGUGGAAACUGUUGAUCCAUUGGUCAUUUCAAGAGUUCAUAAGACUAAGGAGAUACUAGAUGUUGUCGCUGAUCAACCAUUCCUGCUUCUAAUAGUAGAAGAUGUGAGCGAAGCAAUACUAUAUAUGGGUAGCAUGCUUAAAGUUAACCCUAUUGAGUGUUAA
Messenger RNA from Oldenlandia corymbosa var. corymbosa, 768 nucleotides. NCBI's taxonomy places the organism in Eukaryota, Viridiplantae, Streptophyta, Magnoliopsida, Gentianales, Rubiaceae. The record is from the annotation of a GenBank genome assembly.